This is a messenger RNA of Danaus plexippus (monarch butterfly), 1745 nucleotides long. RefSeq names its product adenylate kinase 8-like. Gene Ontology annotation, molecular function: nucleoside diphosphate kinase activity; ATP binding; AMP kinase activity. Gene Ontology annotation, cellular component: cytoplasm. The coding region runs from base 56 to 1393 and encodes 445 amino acids. The transcript is spliced from 9 exons. The record is from RefSeq and is a predicted model, not a curated record. Gene Ontology annotation, biological process: nucleoside triphosphate biosynthetic process. NCBI's taxonomy places the organism in Eukaryota, Metazoa, Arthropoda, Insecta, Lepidoptera, Nymphalidae.
AAUCAUUGAACGAACUGUUAAUUAUUCUAAAUUUUUUAUAUUAUAAUAUUACAAAAUGACUGAGACGGAUGCUACCAAAAGGCCUUUGGAAAUGCCAGAGACUUUUCUUCCUUACUUGGAGAAAUACAGGAUUUAUAAAAUAUUUAAGGACAUGGUACAGGAUCUGGUGGUGAAUUUGCCCAGAGACCAUUUGAAACAUAUGAAAGUAUUUCUCAAUCGCCAUCUUCAUUGUAGCAAGGACGUCGAUAGAGUAAUAUUGUUGGUGUCUCCAGCUUUGAAUAUUGAUGUUAGAAGAUUAGCAAGAGAUUUAAUAAAAGAACUUGGUUUUUUCGUAAUAACUCGUAAUUGCGUGAUGGAUCGCUAUGAGAAGCACGACGAUUACGUGCCUGGCUGUGUUUCUCCAUCCUUGCUUUCGAAAGUAACAAAAUUGAUGACGACGAAAGACCCUGUUACCCAAGCAGGGUGGCUGAUGUUUGAUCAUCCGUGUACUGUGCGUGAAGCUCGAUGUCUGCAACAGGACGGCGUGCUUCCCACAGUGACCUUGGUGCUGAUGCCACCACCUCCGACCGCUCCGGUUGCUGAGGACCCACGAACACCAGCCAGGACUUUUUUUACACAGGACUUCGAAGGCUUAAAGUUUGCUUACAAAGCGACCUUAAAGGAAGUUCAUAUCGAAUCAGAGGAUGUUAUGGAACACAUAGUGACGAAGUGCGUGAACGCCAUAGCGGCGAGCGCGGCCGGAGCGCAGGGACCGGGGCAAGGCAUCCACGCGACCGGAGCGCCCGGCGUGUACCGCGUCAUACUCAUGGGGCCCCGCGGCUCGGGCAGGAAGACACAAGCAAUGGCUGCCGCUAAACAUUUUGGUCUGGUGUAUUUAAAUUUUGAAGAUUUAUUUAAUGAGGCCCUCGUAAAAAAAGACGACAUUGGUGAAAAACUUAGAAAGCACGGCACAAGUGUACAAUUGAAAGCUGAGGUAGUGAGACGCCGUAUAGCACAAAAGGUAAUGGACUUGAGUAGUUUUGUGAACCGUCAAAUGAGUUUAGCUUAUGUUUCAAACUUGUGGCAGGAUUGCAUAGACCACGGCUGGAUUUUCACCGGAUAUCCUUCUAAUGGCGUCGAUUUCGAGUAUUUAGACAACAUGCCGACUCCGCCGAAUCGCCAUAUUUUAACCAGUAUUAUAAUCUUGAACACUGAGCGGUCGGUAUGCAAGGCUCGCACUGAAAGCCGUGGAGUGGACUGGUGCACGGGCCGCGAGGCAGCGCUCGGUUCGGGGCCGCGGGUGCUGAAGCAGCGGGUGCCACUCAGAGCUUUAGAAGCAGAGGUAAGGCCGGAAAGAAUAUUCUUUUAUAUCAAAGGUGGCAAACGAGCAGACGGCCUCCUUGAUGGAAAGUAGUCACCGUCGCCGUGGACAGCUGCAUGAUAAGGAAUGUUGAGGAUGUGUUGCCGACCUUUGUUGUGGAAGAGGGUGAAGAGGAUGGGAAAUGAUAGGAAAAGUGCAGGAAGGAAUCGAUGUCAAUAUAUAAUGGAAUUUUAUAAUAAAAUCAAGGUGGAAAGUUUCAAGAUGUUCAUGCACAAAUUUUGUACAGAACUUGUACUUUUAUAAAGAAUGAACUUGACAUCUGUAUUAUUAAAUUAAGGAUGCAUGCUGAUAUUAAAAAAAAAAUACUUUCAAUCAAGGUCAUACUGUCUAUGCUUCAUCUAGAAUUAGCUUGAGAAAGUUAUCCGGCUUAACGUUUCUUGUACCU